Messenger RNA from Guillardia theta CCMP2712, 1701 nucleotides. RefSeq lists its product as hypothetical. Gene Ontology annotation, molecular function: protein binding. The record is from RefSeq and is a predicted model, not a curated record. Gene Ontology annotation, biological process: spindle organization; establishment of meiotic spindle localization; mitotic cell cycle. Bases 1 to 1701 code for a protein of 566 amino acids. Gene Ontology annotation, cellular component: spindle pole. Lineage: Eukaryota; Cryptophyceae; Pyrenomonadales; Geminigeraceae. The transcript is spliced from 12 exons.
AUGGAUUCAGACAAGAUAGACCAGAUCGAAUGGGAUCCAGAAUGGGAGGAAGAUGAUGCCUCGAAUGCUGCAGCAUAUCAGCAAGAAGAAGCCUUGGACUCAAGCACACGAUACUUUGUCAAUCUAGGAACGACGUCCUCUCUGCUCCAACUCAAGGGCUCGCUUGCCUCCAUCCUUGCUGCUCCUCCAUCGACCGACCUUUAUGCUGCUCUGAUCAACAAGCUCGAGAAGGCCGUGCCUGAGGAGGACAGGGAAGACUUCGCUGCGCUGCUCAUUCAGAAGGCAUGGAGGAAUGUGCGAGCAAGGCGGAAGGCCAAGGCAGACAGGCUCGCAAGGAGGCUGGCGAGCAUCAUGUUACUGCAGUCGACGUACAGGGGUCAUCUAGCUCGACGAUUCGUCCUGCACCUCAACAAGGCGGCAGCUCGGAUACAGGGACUGGCACGGGGACACUCGACGAGGAAGCGAUUGAAAGCUGAGAAGCGGAAGAACUGCGCGAGGAAGAUUCAGCGAUGGUUUCGAGCCUGCAUCACUCGCGACAUCAUGUUCCGCAUGAAGAGGGAGCAGGGAGCUACUUGUCUCCAGCGCGUGUACCGCGGGCAUCUGGGCAGGAAGAGCUGGAGGUUCCGACAGCAGACGCUAGCGGCCAACGCCGUCCAGCGGUGCGUCAGAGGGCACGAAGGGCGCAAGUCAGCGCGGGCUGAGAUGCAGAGGUUGGCGAUAGCGCGGCAGAAGAGGAUGGAGAGGGCGGCUCUCAAGUUCCAGGCGAUCUAUCGGGGGUUCACAUGCAGGAAGUGGAUCAGGAGGAGGAUGCCUGCGCUGGUCCUUGCUCGGAGGAUCCGCAUGGUGCUGCGGCUGCAGAGGGCGUUCCGAGGGUACAGGGGGCGGCUGGCGUACAGGAUGGCCCUGCAGCUGCAGCAGAUGGACGUGAAGAGUGCUGCGCUGAUUCCGUUGCAAGCUCUUGCUAGGGGGCACAUCAUCAGACAGAGGCUGAGGGAUGAGGCGGAGCGCGUCAUGGCGGAGGAGGCAGCAAGCCUUGCCUCCUCCCUCCUCCUCUUUCGGCAGAACAGAAGCGCUCGCAUCAUUCAGUUGGGAUGGCGAGCAUGGACGGCCUUCAAGUACGAGUGGGCAAUGAACAGGUUUGCCAGCAGGAUACAGAUCUGGUUCAGGGUGAGGAGGAUGAGCUCGUUAGGAAGGAUGCAGAGGAGGAAGAUAUUCCAGUCAGCCACGAAGAUCCAGAGCGUGUGCAUGGGUCACAGAGGAAGGAAUAUCUUCAGGGAAUUCAAGAGGACCAAGUUCGCCACCCGCAUCCAGGCGACUUUCCGCGGGCAUCGGGAGAGGGUUGUGGCAUUCCAACUGCUGCGGGAGGCGAGAGAGCAGGCGAGGAGGGAGAGGGAGAGGCGGCAGAGGGAGCUGGAGGAAGAGCGGCGGCAGUUGGCGAUCAUCGCACAGUCUAAUCGAGGACAGAUUGAAGUUUUCGUGCAGGAGCCAACUCAGAGUGAUGCGUCCUACCGACCAGCGCAGAUAGUCCCUGGGUACAUGAAAGUCAUAGCCGAGCAGGAGGAGCGGGUCAGGAGACCAACAGCGAAGAGCGACGAUUUCGGGUGGCAGUCCGUGGAUCCUUCGGUUGAUCCUUACGAGGGUCUCGACCUACACGACCAGUAUUCUAGCGAGGACGAGGCAGACGCUCAAUCGCGGGAGUGA